UUACAUGACAUUGCUCAUAAAAAAAAAUAAAAAUUCCAUAGUCUCAUCUAAAGAUAUUGUCAAUAAAAGCUCAUGAGUGAAGAAAAUAGUACAAACCAAUCCACAGGAUUCCAAGGAGGCCAAUUUCCCCUGUCUUAAAAUAAAAUGAGAUGAACACUAAGCUUGAUGAAAAACAUAUUCAUAUUUUUUAAGAUCAUAAUUUUGAGCUCUAUAUCAAAAUAUGGACUUAAAAAAAUUAUUUGUUAAUUAUUUUUUUUCUCUCUUUAACUGGCAGAAAUGGGCUUCCAGAGAAUUUCAAACUGCACCAGGUAGAAAGAAAAACACAAAUAUAUGUGUAGGCCUACCUUAUCUAUCUUUAUUAGACUGUAUUUCCCCAGUCACUUAUCUCUUACAAAACACUUUUAAGAGAGAUAGCUGCCGAGGUUCAGCAUACAGUAGGCCUAAUUGGAUCUAUAGCACUCUAGCACUUAUUCAUAAUACAGAUAAGUUGUAAAGAGCACAGUAAGUAGACUGUGAGUUUGUUUUAAGAAGAAUAUUAUGCCCUUAACAAUUUAUUAAAAACGUUGUUAAAUCCACUGCAAUAAAAGGAAGAAGAAAAGAAGAAGAAGAAGCCAGAAAUACAAACUCCACAAGUGAGUUACGUGUUGUUCCUCCAUCCCACCACUAGAUGUCCCCACCGCACCGACCGCGGCCUGUCACCCGCACCUGAGCGGAGCGCGCCCUGCCUCCUCCAGGUGGGAGCUGCAGGUCGACGCAACUUCUCUUCACUUCCCCUCCGUGAUACACCGGAGCGCCGAACACACGAGCGGCAGAGAGGGUGGAGAAGUGAGUUCAGCUGACAUCCAGCGAAAACGCAUCCGUCCCCGCGGUUACAAACAAAUCCAGACGGCAGUCUCUUCCUGAAGCGCUUUUCGCGGAAAUGGUUUACCUGAAGUUUCCCGUCGGACGCUGAAAGUUUGGAGUUUGGGAGAGGAAGGGCGCAGCUGGGAGGCGCUCCAAAUGGAGAGAGGCUGAAUCAACCCAUCCGGAUCAGAACACUUCAACAAGGGUGUAGCUCCAGUGUGAAGCGGCAUGUCUAACCGUGACUCGCUGGGGGUCGGAGACAUUCUCCCCCAGGAUGUGGUUGAUAUUUUUGCCCAGGAGAAGCAUAACAAAAGGGGCCGCAAGAAGCGCAGUCACUCCCUGGGCCGGGCGUUGGGCUGGCUGAAGGGCAAGAAGAGAAAGGAUCUGGACGCUAAGGGGCAGAGACUGGGUCUCGGCCCUGCACUCGACUUGGCUCUGGAUGGACACCCUGCAGGGCUUCAGAGUGGACACAAAGGAGGACAGAAGUCAGGAAGACAGGCUCAUCCACAAGGUAACGGUCAUGCUUCCCCAAGGCGAGACGACGAUGACAAGACCCCGGCACCCCCGUUGUUCCAGGAGAACGUGUUCAUUGAGGGCAGCAGGCCCAAGUACCUGGAGAACCUUCACACUGAGGCCCUGGAGGGGUUAAAAAUGAUGCAGCAGGAAGAAACCAAUAAUGGAGUGGAGUACCGGGAUAAUGAGAGUACAAUUUCAUCAAGGACGAUCCACACAGACGGGGAAGGUGGAGGGUUUAUGACUGACAGCACCAUUGCUGACUCAACUUCAGUCGUCUCUGUGCAAUCAUCCGUGUCCUCAAGAUCUUCCCGUUCUGGACUCACGAGGCAAGGAUCAACAUUCAGGCCCUUGAACUCUGGGAAAAAAUCCAAGACAAGGAGAAAACAGAGAAAAACUGUUGCAGGGAUCCCACAGCAUGUUCAGAGAGAACUGGGCCUGGACAGAGGGGGUUGGACAGUGGCUCAGAGAUUAGAUGAGGAGCAGCUUUAUAAUGGUGAAUCUGACGAAAGCCCAAUAACUGAUGGGCAGCAGCAUGCAGCAAAGUCACAGCAAGGAGCCAGUUCCAACCUUCAAGACAUGGAUGUCAUCCAUCCCCUCAACAAAGGGCAACUUGAGCAGCUCGGUGCCACCCAUGCUGGUCAUAGAGAUGACCUUGCCCUGCUGCACUGCUUGGGUCCUGACUUGUCGGGCGAGCGGAGGCCUCGGUCCCUGGCCGUUCCCUGGUUGACCACUGCCAACAGCCUCCAGCAGGAACCACCCAGCCCUGUCAUAACCAUGUCACCCCAGGCUGCAUACAUGUCCAAAAUCAUCCCCAAUGCUGUGUUGCCACCCUCCAUCGACGUGGUGGAGAUCAGCCGUGGACGGAGUCGCAACAGUGUCCGCACUGUCAGCAAGAGCAGCUUGUUGCUGUCCAGCCCAUCCUCCUCCCGUGCUUCUUCUCGAGCCUCUCAUACCAGAGAAAAUUCCUCCAGGGCCUCCUCCAGAGCCUCCACCAUCACCUCCGCCUCUCGCUACAAGCCUCCCAAUAUGUCCGACAGCUCUUGUUGGAGCAACUCUGAGUCCUCAGAGACCUUGGUUUCUGACUCCUCAACCAUCUCCAGCAACAGCACCCCCAGACAGAAGAGGUCCCAGGACGGAGAUGGCUCAGCUAAAGAGGACAAAGUCAGUGUUCACUCCUCCAAGGCUUCAAAUUGCACCUCCAAUGGCAAUCUCAUGAAUAAGGGAGGCGAGGUGAAGAAAGAUGGGCAGUUUGCACGUAGCCUCUCUGUCAUAAAAUCUAAGAAGGCUCCUCCUCCUCCAAACCGAUCCUAUUCCCUCCACAAUAAGAUGAAGCGAAGGUCACGUGAUCUGACGGAGGUCAGGGUCACUUCAGGGGAACCUACUCUCCAUACAAUCUCCGCCUCAGGUGAUGAAAAUGAAAAAAACAAAGCUGGAUCAUCUCCUAUGCCCUCAAAACCAAUAGACAGCCCUGGAUACAGUGCUGAUACCAGCUCUCUGGAAGACUCUACAGGUUCUGUGUCAUUCAGUCCCAUCAGAUCUCAAAAUCAAAAAGAUCAGGCACAAAAGGCAGAGGAAGCUUCAAAGACUGAGGGAACUGUUUCCAAAGACGCUUCACAAGAGAAGCAGGAAUCACUGCAGGAGAAUAAGAUGAGCAAAACUGUGUCCCCAUCCAGUGGCUACUCCAGCCAAGAUGUUGCAUCGACACGGCUUUCUAAACCUACUCACAGCUCAUCUCCAAGGCACAAGAGAGGCCUCUUAGCGAAGCUUCAAAGAUUUUUCCCUGGUUCCACUCCUCCUGCCUCACCUCAGCCCCCUCCUGCACAGCCUGAGGCUCCUGAAAACAGCAAGUCUACAGUGGAUCUCAAACCUGACACCCAAGUUGACAGACUCAAUACUGCCAGUGUCAGCCCUUCUGUAAGGGCCUUGAGAGAACUUUUCAACAUACCUCCGCCACCAAAAAUUCAUGCACCUCCACCACCUCCUCCAGAGGUAUGGUCUCACAGCAUGCAUAGCAUUGAGUUGCUACUGGGACCCCCGGCACCUGGUAAGACUUACGCCAUCAUAAAGAAGAAUCCAAAGGACAGGAGACAGCAGAGGAGCUCUCCUUCUGCAUCCCCAGGUGGCACUGCAAAGAGCUUAAUGGUAGAAAGAAAACACAAGACAACAGCAGAGGCUGUUAAUGGAUCACUACAUGUGCUGGAGUUAAAGAAAGUUCAAGAAAGUGGUAUUUUGAAUGCAGACAUUCACAAAGAGAAAAACGACAGACUGGCUGAGCAGCAUGUUGAUGUGACGGGAAAUAGAAAAGUGAUAGAAAAAGAUGGGAAUGUAAGAGUAAGUGACAUAUUAAGCGGGAUGUUGGUGAAAGCCGCAGAGAGACGCGAAGGAAGGUUGGCAACAGUGAGGGAAGAAGAAGCCAAAAAGACGACCACACAAACUACAGCGGUGGACACAGUACCAGCCAUUUCAUUACUACACAUUCCACCUCCAUCUUCCCUGGUGCACAAUCCUCUCCAACCCAAGUUGGCUGUUGUAUCACCUGAGUCAUCCUGGCCCCCACCACCCCCACCAAUGGGCCUUGAUGGACAUGAUGAGAUUGAUUUCCCUCUUCCACCUCCACCUAUGUUUGGUGAGGAGGGGUUAGGUAUACCUGUUGAGGGGCUCCCAGAGAGGUCCACUCCUGGUGGUCACUCUACGUCCGUUUUAUCAGUGGUGAAAACAGAAUGUGUUAAAGUGAUUAAGGAGGCUGAACCACAGAAGCCCAGUACAUCCCCAGGGGUCGUACAACAACCCCUGAAUAUCCCACCUCCUCCACCUUAUUCAGCUCCCCCUCCACCACUUGAAGCAGUCUUGUCCACUAACAUUACAAGGGUCUCUCCUCCACCACCUCUUCCACCACCUAAGGAAUUUGCUCUGCCACCACCUAUAGAAGUUCCUCAACGGCCACCAAAAGAAGUCUCUCCAGCACCACCUCCACUGCCACCACCCACAGAAGUCUCUCCACCACCACCACCCACAGAAGUCUCUCUUACACAACCUAAAGAUGUCUCUCCAACACCACUUAAAGAAGUCUCUCCACUACCACCACCUAAAGAGGUUUCUCCCCUACCACCACCUACGAAAGUCUCUCCUCUGCCACCUAAAGAAGUCUUUCCACUACCACCUAUAGAAUUUUCCCUCCCAUCGCCACCCAAAGACAUCCCUCCCUCACCACCUAAAGAGGUUUCUCCCCCACCACCACCUAAAGAAGACUCUCCUCCUCCGACUAUAAAGGUUUCUCCUCAGAGGCCCAGUGAUCCCUCUCCUCUUCAGAUUCCAGAAGCCCCCCCUCCACUUGUUAAAGACUUCUCCUCCACCCAGGUUACUAUGGUAUCCCCUUCACCAGUUGAAGAGGUCUUGACUUUGUCAACUGUAGAGGUUUCUUCUCCAUCUUCCCAAGAGAAUGCUCAUCAAUCAUCUGAAGAGGAAACACCUGUUAGCAAGCUUGCUCCACCACAGAGUAUUCCAUCUCCACCACCUCUGCAAUCACAACCCCAGUCAUCAGAGCAGGAUGUUGCUCUUCCAGAGGAGAAUGUCCCAUCUCACAGUAUUCUCACUCCCCCUAAAAGUAUUCCACCACCACCUCCCGGACAGCCGGAAAUUACACCCCCGACCACUGAUGGUCCGUCGACUCAGGAGGCCUCCCAUUCACCACCACCUGAAGUCUCAAACCCUCCAGCUACAGAAAACUCUCUUACAACAGAACCAUCUAAAGAACCUCUUCCUUCUCCACCUGUAAACACUCCACCUUUACCUGUGGAGGGUCUUGCAAGCAUAUCAGAGCAACAGUCUCAUCCUGCAAGCACAGAAAACCAAACCCCAGAGCAGACCUCUGCCCCUGUUGCACAGGAGGAACCCGUUCCUAUUGUCACUCCGUUGCCCGUUAACAGCAGCCCUGAGCCUCCUAAAGCUCAGGAGCAACCACAGGCUGAGGUCACGAUGAGGAAUGAGCAGCCCAGCAAUCAGGUCCCAACCUCAUCGGCCAGUAGUGAGGCUCCUCAGAAGCCCAUCAGAAGGUCUCUAAUCAUCACCUCUUCCCCACCCACUUCCCCACCUGCCAUAAUCAUUUCACAACCAGCUUUUCCAAAGUCCCAGUCUCUUGUAGUUCCACCUGUGUCUCCAUCCACAGUCCUCUCUCCUACUAAAAAGUCCGCUCCGGCCAUGACCGCCUCUCGUUCCAUGAACCUACAGGAGGCCAUCCGCCUGAGGACAGCCGCCAGAUCACAAGCCAGCCCUGGAUCUCGCCUAAGCUUGCAGUCACCCACAUCUCCGAUAGACCCCCAUAAGUCCCCCACCAGCACAGCAAGCUUUAUCUUCUCCAAGAGCAACAAGAAGAUGGUGAUUGAGGCAAAGCCAGCUCCGGAGGCCAACACAACCAUACAGAAGAACCUGGAGGUUUCCUCUGUUACAAAGGAAGUGGGUGAAGCAGAGAAGGGAGUCAAGGUGCCACCGCCUGUUGCAAAAAAACCCAAAACGAAAGGAAAAGAGAUUGAGACCGGCGAAGUGACGGAGCAAACUGCAGGACAGGACGCACUGCAAGAGAGUAUCAUGGAUGAUGCAGAGAAGACAAAUGGGACAGCAGGUACUGUUGAAGGAGGAGAGACACCAUCAGCAUGAUUGUAAAGACUGAAGGAGACCGGAGAAGGACUAAUUUCACUGAAUAUUCUGCAAGUUGGACCUGUGUGACAAGAAAUUGGACUUGUUGGAUGAAAUGACAUGAGAUGUUAUUUCAGAGCUCUGGAUUUUAAAGAAAAUCCUUUCAGUUUGAUGUUUAUGGUGUGGGUCUUAAUUUUACCAAGUACUCAUGUUGUAUUUUACUAAUAGUAAAUACACUAUAUUUUAUUUUGUCAGAGGGUCUUCUGAGCUUUAGAUUUGCUAGAGAUGGGAGUAUACCGCCCUCUAGUGUCAAACGAUGAUUGUACCACUUAUGUCCUGCUGAAUCAGAGCUUUAGUCAGUACUCACCAAUGGGACUUUUGGGCGCUCAUCUGUAAAUAUAGCAAAAUGUUGUACAUUUAACAGUAAUGAUGAAGCUCUGCUACAGAUAUCUCUUUCUCUUCCACAUUUUUUCAAAUAGUUUCCACACCAAUUAUAUUUGUUAAAAAAAAAAACAUUAAGUUAUUUUUUCCUAUUGUCAUGUUAAGAGUAGGGUCACUAGAGACAGAAUGUCUUCUUUGCUAUGCUGUGCUGAACCUUUACUUCCAGUUUGGUCAUGUAGCUCUUAAUCAUAUCAAAAUGUGGUCUCACAAAUCCUACGUGUCAUUUGUUCUGAUCCAAAGCUAUAUAUGUGCAUGACCAUUGAUGCCACAGAAACAACGAGCAGACAGAAAGAAAGAAACAGUGGAAUCAUUAUUUUCGAGCACAUUUUCUGCUGCUUUUAGUUACUGAUAAUGGAGACAUUACGGUUAUGGCUCAAACGGUGGGAUGUUUCUGUGUUAAACUUUAAUAUAUUUCAAAAGUGGUUUCAGAGACUGUAAUAAAUGAUUAUCCAUAACUAAAAGAAUAAAGAUUUAUUGACAGAUCAA
Molecule: messenger RNA, 6918 nt
Organism: Acanthopagrus latus (yellowfin seabream)
Lineage: Eukaryota; Metazoa; Chordata; Actinopteri; Spariformes; Sparidae
Exons: 8
Coding region: 1072-6012 (1646 amino acids)
Biological process (GO): cell differentiation
Source: RefSeq, a predicted model, not a curated record